This is a messenger RNA of Colletotrichum destructivum, 2466 nucleotides long. RefSeq names its product Putative JAB1/MPN/MOV34 metalloenzyme domain-containing protein. Gene Ontology annotation, molecular function: metal-dependent deubiquitinase activity; protein binding; K63-linked deubiquitinase activity. The record is from RefSeq and is a predicted model, not a curated record. Lineage: Eukaryota; Fungi; Ascomycota; Sordariomycetes; Glomerellales; Glomerellaceae. Gene Ontology annotation, cellular component: membrane; endosome. The transcript has 3 exons. The coding region runs from base 273 to 1940 and encodes 555 amino acids. Gene Ontology annotation, biological process: protein K63-linked deubiquitination.
UGCCCCAGGCUUCAGCCACCCUUGUGGCUGUUCUAGCGCUUCGUCAUACGGUCCCUGGGACGAAACCCGCAAGACGUCUUGACCAAACGGUCGAGCAUCUGUCACCUCAAGGCUGCCACUUUGGGCCUCUCGAACCUCAGGAACAUGCAAACGUCAUCAUAGACGGCGGAAUUCACCAACCGCGACCCUAGUUGAGCCCUCAACCACCACGGGAGCGACCAUUGGGAGAGCUUCCGACACACCGGAUUCAUACCGGAACACCGCCAAAGAAGAUGAACGGCCCCUCGAGCCCACGGCCUGCGCGGCCCAUGAGCAUCAAGGAGAUCACCGAUGCAGCAGAGGACUUUGAAUUCAGGACGACGAUUCCCUUCAAGUAUUGGGCGCGCUCUGCCGACACCCUAUUUCAAGAGGCCACGUUCGCGCUGCAAGACCGCGAUGUUCGAAAGGCAUAUCAGAUGCUGUGGCGACACUCGAUCCUCGUACUACAACAUCUCAAGACACACCCCGACGCCAAACUGCCCGAGAACAAGGCCCUGACGAAGCCGCUCUUCAACCGCCAGCAGAAGGAGGUGUUUGCGCUGUUGGAGGGGUUGAAGCCGCAAAUCGAUCGCGACUAUAAUGAGUGGAGGUUGAUGACUGCGUCCAGGAAGAAGGCCGACGAUGAAACCGCAAAGAGACCCUCGAGCUACGACGAGUUCGCCGCCCGAGACCCGACCCUGUCCGGCAAUGCGAAGAUCCUGGACGCCGCCGACAACCAGGAACUGGCCGUCUCCCUGGCGCAAAGGGACUUCAAACGCCGGGAUGCUGCGAGAAAAGCAACUCGACAAGCAGGUGUCUCGGAAGAAGAGGAGCAAGAGCGCCGGAAGGGUGGUCGCUGGGAGGACUGGGAGCAGUUCGGUGGCCCAGCGACAGCAGCGACAGUGGCGACAGAUGAUGAUGAGAUAAGGAGACAGAUCGAGGCAACGCGGCGCCGGCUCGACGGCACAGAUCAAGGACGAGAUGACGCGAGCGCCAGAUACUCGCAGGCCAGCUACCGGAGCUCGGUACCCCCACCGAGAGCGCCGCCCAGCCAUUCGUACAAUUACCCAUCCAUUUCGAGACCGAGAGCGGUGGAAUGGGAGGCGACGCCGUUGGAACCGCAGCGCGCAUACAUGCCGCAGCCGCCUCAACCGCCGAAGCCACCGAAGGAAGACUUUACGACACUACGACAGGAGCUCGACGCGGCGCCUCCGAUGCGGCCCGGCAAAGAUCCUCUGCCCUCGUACGAGUCAGCGUCAGCUGGCAUGCUGCGACAGGAUGUUCCCGAACUGCCAGCCAAGGAGGAGGUUGUCGCACCUUCAGCCAAGGAGCGCCUGACGUUCCGCCCGGCAGCCUAUCUCGAGAACGGCGACCCGAUCCGACCCGUAUUCCUCCCGACGCAGCUCAAGGACAGAUUUCUCAGCAUCGCUUCGGAGAACACCCGCAAGGGUCUGGAGAUGUGCGGCAUCCUCUGUGGGCGGCCGGUUAAUAAUGCGCUGUUCAUCAGCUGCCUUCUCAUCCCGGAGCAGAAGAGCACGCCCGACACGUGCGAGACGGAGAACGAGUCCACGAUGCUCGACUACUGCAUCAACGAGGAUCUCUUGAUGGUGGGAUGGAUUCACACACACCCGACGCAGACGUGCUUCAUGAGCUCGCGCGACCUUCACACGCAGGCCGGUUACCAGGUCAUGAUGCCCGAGAGCAUAGCCAUCGUUUGUUCUCCACGGCACCAGCCCUCAUUUGGCAUCUUCCGCCUCACCAACCCCCCCGGACUCAAUCACAUCCUGCAAUGCACCAGGUCGGAAACGUUCCACCAGCACUCCAUUGACAACCUCUACACGCAGGCGCAGAAUCCGCCAGGCCACGUUUACCACUCGGACAAGCUCGACUUUUACGUAAAGGACUUGCGUCCUAACCAGUAGGACCGGAACGGGUACGACAGCGGCAGCAGUGCAGGCUACGCGUGGAGAGGAUGAAUCAAUUAUAUGCUAGCAACGUGGCUUGACAGAGGGAGGGUUUUCGGUGCUAUGCGGCUCAAGAAUGAAUCUUGAGACGCCGUUUUGCUUGAUUUUUGCAUGGCGAGGGCGUUCAACAGCGGGGGAUUGCUGUAGGUCUGGGAGAUGCUCGGCGAGCGUCUCAACCGGCGCGGACGAGUUAAUUGAGAAUCUGAGAGAUUUUGUCCGUAAAGAGAAGAGCCCUCCGAUGGCGGCUGAACAAAUCAUGCGACAGCUCACUGUGGUUCUCAAUCUCAUGAUGGUGUCGUAUCCGUCGGGUCGAUUGUGAGUCCAGAACGAGCCAUCUCAACGGGGACGAGGAGAAAUCGGCGAUCCAACGAUGUCUCAUUGAGCUGCCGAGUCCCGCAGAGUUUUCUCGCAAAAGAAAACGGACUGUUUGGUGUGUGUGGCCAGCAGGGCCAGAGCGUGUCCUGCGUUGACCAUCCCAUUGUUU